Molecule: messenger RNA, 1740 nt
Organism: Lachancea nothofagi CBS 11611
Lineage: Eukaryota; Fungi; Ascomycota; Saccharomycetes; Saccharomycetales; Saccharomycetaceae
Source: the annotation of a GenBank genome assembly
AUGUACACCGACACCUACAGAAACACGUUCGUCGUGGACGCGCUCGAGCGGCUCCGGCUCGUCAAAGUAGCUCACAACUACUCACCCCAGCCGUCGCAGCAGGAGAGCGACAAGCUGCCCUCCGACUCCCAGAAAUCACAACUCGACCUCGAGAACGGCGAGCUGCCCUUCGACUCCCAGAAAUCACAACUCGACCUCGAGAACGGCGAGCUGCCCUUCGACUCCCAGAAAUCACAACUCGACCUCGAGAAAGCCGGCUCGGAUCGCGCGUCGCAGGAGCUCGCGCGCCAGGACGUCAGCGUCAGCGCUGCCGCCUCCAGCGAGGCCCCCGACCCCUUCCUCGUCGACUGGAACGGGCCCAACGACCCAGAACACCCGCUCAACUGGUCCAAGGGCAAAAAGGGUUUCGUGGUCCUCCAGAUCAUGAUCCUCACCUGUGUCACCUACAUGGGCGCCUCCAUCUACACCCCGGGCCAGGAAUACAUCCAACAGGAAUUCGGCGUCGGCCACGUUGUCGGCACCCUCAACCUGUCCAUGUACGUUCUGGGCUACGGCCUCGGUCCCAUGAUCUUCUCCCCACUCUCGGAAGUCGCCAGCGUGGGUCGCCAAAACAUCUACAUGAUCACCUUGUUUUUCUUUAUGAUCUUUCAAGUCGGCGCUGCCACGGUCCACAACAUCGGCGGUCUCAUCGUGAUUCGUUUCAUCUCCGGUGUCCUGUGUUCGCCUCCACUAGCCACUGGUGCCGGUAGCAUGGGUGACUUCAUUCAACCACAACUCGUACCAAUUUUCAUCGGUCUAUGGGCCGUCGGCGCCGUUGCCGCCCCAGUCAUGGCGCCUCUAUUGGGUGCCGCUAUGACCGUGGCAGAGGACUGGAGAUUCAUCUUUUGGUUACUCAUGUGGCUUGCCGCUGCUACUUUCAUUCUUUUGGCCUUAUUCUUCCCAGAAACUCAACACAACAAUAUUUUACACCGUCGUGCGGCUAGAAUUAGAGCCGAGACCGGCGAUUCUCGUUACUACACCAAGCAGCAACGCAUCGAUGCUGAAAUCCACAUCAAAGACUUUGUCGUCGAUAUCCUAUACCGACCAUUUGCUAUCAUCAUCCAAGAACCCAUUGUACUGGCCUUCGAUGCCUAUAUCGCCUUGUGUUACGGUGCGUUUUACCUGUUCUUCGAGGCUUUCCCCAUUGUCUUUGUCGGCAUCUACAAUUUCACUUUGGUCGAGGUGGGUCUUGCUUACCUUGGGUUCUGCGUCGGUUGUGUAAUUGCCUACAUUGUGCUGCUAAUCUUCUUGGCUAAAGUCAUCGCACCAAAAUUCCAGAACAACACUUUCGUACCGGAAUCCUUCUUACUUUUGGCAAUGGGCGUUUGUUGGUCGUUGCCUCUCUCGUUGUUUUUGUUCGGCUGGGGCGCUGGUACCCAUUGGAUUGUCCCAAUUAUCGCACAAAUCUUCUUCGUGCUUUGCGUCUUCAACCUAUUUCAAGCCACAUUUGCCUACUUGGCUAUUUGUUACCCACGUUACAUGGCAUCCGUCUUCGCUGGUAAUGGUUUCAUGCGUGCUGUCUUUGCAUGCGCCUUCCCACUGUUUGGUCAGGCCAUGUACAAUAACUUGGGUUCCGAAAAAUACCCAGUUGGAUGGGGAUCUUCGCUGAUCGGAUUCUUCUGUAUUGCUUUAGCAGCAAUCCCAUUCGUUUUCUACAAGUACGGUCCUCAACUUAGAGGUAAGUCUUCCUAUGCCAAUUGA